CAAGUGGACAUUUAAAGAUAAAAAAAAAACAGCCGGAGAGGUAAACUUCAAGGGUAUUUGCGUCAACAUCAAUUGUAACAACAGAUAAUAAUCUGACUGACCGUUUAUGCGUGGUUUGAAUGGUACGUUUUAAAUAUAGUCUUUAAAGAAAGAAAGAGAGAACAAAUCAGUCGUCGUAUUCAUUGUGUGCUAUUUCAACGUUUUUUAUGUCACUCUCAAAUAUAAAUCUUUAUCUGGAAAGUAGAUGUCAAUGGGCUAUUUUCCUAUUUUCCCAAACCACGUUUGCAUCAGAUAAAUUUAACGGGGUACAUUAAGUACAACUUAGUAACAAAUGACAUUGACUACGUCAUUACUCGAGCUAUUUCAAAUACUACUUUGCUUUGAGACUAAUUAUCUCUGGAGAGAAAACACUUGUGAGUAAAAACCUCUAAUGUGCCAGUGUCCAAAGUUGAUGCAAAUGAAUUUCUCUCUGGGAUGAAAGCUGAUCUCCUGGAGAGAGAGUUUUGGCAAUGGACUAAGUGCCUUGUUGACACGCACUCUGCAGCGCUCAACCUUUUUUUCUGAGUCUGCAACAAACGUGGCUACUCCGUAUCAAGGGCUGGAGUCCGCGCGCAAUGGGCUACGUCCUCUGGUACAGUUGGUCGGAGACAAAUCAUAUAAAGAGAGAAACCAUUCGUUUGGUGCAGCAGCGAUUGUUUAAAGGCUGGCACCGCGGGUGCUGGCAGGGAUCUUGACGGCUCAUCAGAAACAGACGCGCCUCUGCACUGCGAUCUAUUCGACGUGAAGGGUCUGACGGAGAAUUUUCAAAGGCACCAGGAUCUAUCCUACAUUUAUGAGGAAAACGCAACGGGGUUGUGGAUUUAUUGAGGUGAUUCUUUGCCGGGAAAGAAAGUAUGAUCUUUCAAAUUGGACGGAGAAGAUGUAUGCAGAGCAAGACAAGAGCAGAGUUUGCAGCUGCAUCGCUAAAAUGAAUCAGGUUUCAGACCGAGGAAUAAACUGCUACAACUGGAAACCAUGUGUUGGCUUUCGCACUAGUUAAAAGUAAAUAUUUUAACGGUAAAUCCAAAUACUAUUUUAAAGCAGCAGCAAACAAAAAUAUUUUGUCAAGAGAUCAAGUGGAAUUCCAAGGACUGACAAGUAUUAAUCUUUAAUGAAAAAUAUAUAGGCUACCUUCUCUGGUGCUACUGUUUGAAACAAUACUAAUUGCUGCGUUAUAACAAUAAAUAUGUGGCUUCCGAGAAAACUUAGGAAAGUAAGAUGCAAAGCCGACCAUACUUGAAACAAUGUGAACCCGAUUUCCAAGUGUAUCUCUUUCCCCCAAACGUGCACCGUGUCAUUGUACUGUCUUGUCCACUGUCAUUUCGCAGAGUCUUUGCUACGGUGGACUCGGUGAUCAGGUAGUUUUUAAAAUGUGAUUUCUUCGGGGAUUUCCUAAAUCUCUUAGUUUGGUGUUGCUGCGGUGCAUUUAUCGGGAAAGAUGUUUACGUUUGUACUGCUGGAAGGAUUAUGCGUUUUAAGCGUGAUAACUUGUGUCUAUGCAUCAUGGGGAAAUCCCAAUUCCAAUGUGAAAAACCAAGCGAACGAACUUGACAAGCCCACCUCUCAACCUCACAUCAUUUUCAUCCUGGCCGACGAUCAAGGAUUCCGAGACGUGGGAUACCAUGGCUCCGAGAUUAAAACACCGACCCUCGACCGGUUGGCGUCAGAAGGAGUGAAACUGGAGAAUUAUUACGUACAGCCCAUCUGCUCGCCCUCUCGAAGCCAGUUUAUGACUGGCAGGUACCAGAUCCACACGGGCCUGCAGCACUCCAUCAUCCGGGCCGCACAGCCCAACUGCCUGCCCCUGGAAAACGUCACCCUGCCCCAGAAGCUGAAGGCCGUGGGCUACUCCACCCACAUGGUGGGCAAGUGGCACCUGGGCUUCUACAAGCGGGAAUGCAUGCCCACUCAGCGCGGGUUCGACACCUUCUUUGGCUACCUCCUGGGCAGCGGGGACUACUACAGCCACUACAAGUGCGACGGCCCCGGCAUGUGCGGCUACGACCUGUACGACGGGGAGGAGGCGGCCUGGGACCAGGACCGGGGGGUCUACUCCACCGUCAUGUACACCCAGAAGGUGGUGAGCCUCCUGGCGUCCCGCGACCCCCGCCGCCCUCUCUUCCUCUACCUGGCCUACCAGGCGGUGCACUCGCCCCUGCAGGUGCCCAGCCGCUACCUGGAGCGCUACAAGUCCAUCCCCAACCUGCACCGCCGCAAGUACGCCGCCAUGGUGAGCUGCCUGGACGAGGCGGUCCACAACAUCACGCUGGCGCUCAAGCGGUACGGCUACUACGACAACAGCAUACUGGUGUACUCCACGGACAACGGGGGCCAGCCCAUGGCCGGGGGCAGCAACUGGCCCCUCAGGGGGAGCAAGGGGACCUACUGGGAAGGGGGCAUCCGGGCGGUGGGGUUCGUCCACAGCCCCCUGCUGCUGAGGAAGGGCACGAGCUGUCGGGGGCUGGUGCACAUCACCGACUGGUUCCCCACGCUGGUCACGCUGGCCGAGGGGUCGCUGGAGGAGGACCUCAGCCUGGACGGGUACGACGUGUGGGAGGCCAUCAGCGAGGGCUUUCCGUCCCCCCGCCAGGACAUCCUGCACAACAUCGAUCCCAUCUACACCAAGGCCAAGAACGGCUCCUGGAAGGCCGGCCACGGCAUCUGGAACACGGCGGUCCAGGCCGCCAUCCGCGUCGGGGACUGGAAGCUGCUGACGGGCGUGCCGGGCUACAGCGACUGGGUGCCGCCGCAGACCUUCUCCAGCGUGCUGCUCACCAACCGCUGGCACAACGAGCGCGUCCGCUGGGACCGCGGCAAGUCCGUCUGGCUCUUCAACAUCACCGCCGACCCCUACGAGCGGGUGGACCUGUCGCGGCGCCACCCGCAGGUGGUCAAGAGGCUGCUCCUCCGCCUGGCCCAGUACAACAAGACGGCCGUGCCUGUCCGCUACCCCGCCAAGGACUCCCGCUCGAACCCGCAGCUCAACGGAGGGGUGUGGGGACCCUGGUACAAGGAGAAAGGGGAGGAGGACGGGGAGAGCAACCUCCUCACCAACCAGCUCGACAAGAGGAGGCGCAAGAAGAAAGCGAGGAGGAAGCACAAGCAUAGAAGGGGAUCCAGAGAUUAGCCUUUUUACUGGUAGUUUUAUAAAAGGUGCUUCAAACACUCAAAUCUCAGGGAUUGCGAGCCAUUCGAGCUUGUAGAGCAUGUCUGUUUCACUGUUUUCUGAGUUUUACGGGACAUUUGGAACUGGAAACAGAAAGAGGACUGAGUACAAAGGGUGCAAAAUGGCCUCACCUGCAAUAAAACUGUUCCCCACAAGUUAAGAUGUAAAAUGCAGAUUCCUUUUGAAACGAUCUGCUUUUAUUUUGCUUGGGCAUCUAAGCAAUGUUUAUUUUUUAUAUUUUAUUGCAUGCUGGAACUUCAGAGACCCUCAAAUUGUUAAUAGAUUUAUUAUAUUUAGUAUAUGGAAAAGACAAUAAAUAUAACUAAUUUGCAGACGGCACCACUUUUUGUGGUAGUAAAAAAAAAAAGAAAAAUUAUAUCAGACGUCAAAUGCAAGGUUCUCAGAAUCUGUACAUUUUAUUUAAUGAAAAACUGACAUUUGAAUUAGUUUUGCAGACUAUCAGAAUUAAAGAAUAAUGUGUCCUCUCCCUUACUACCUGGUCUGGUACCGGCUCAUCUUGAAUGUAAGACAAAUUAAAUAAAGCCCUUGGAGGACAACUUUAUUCUUUUACUUCAGUAUCCCUCUUUCUUAUGCUCAUUGUCCUUCAUCAUGCCUGAUGUAUUCACUGCUGAAGGAGGCCAUACACGUUCUUAAUAGCAGGGAAAUAAACAUCUUGCCCACAUCCCUUCAUCCCUCCAUCUCUUCAGUAGCACAUUAAUGGGCAGGCUUUUAGUUGCUGGUGAAAGGCUAUUUAAUAUGUUUUAUUGAAGUGGAAAAUACUAUAAAGCGUAUUCUGGCUAGCAGGAUGCAGUUAACCCACUGUGAUCAGUGUGGAAGUUGAACUUUCUGUCUGGAGCAUGCAUGCCAUGGAUGAUGAGAAAUCUGGCAAAAGGCUUAAGGAGAGACAUCAUUAUAUUUUGAGAGGGCACAUGUGAGUUGGACCUUCAGGACUCAUGGGGGAAAAGCCCCCAACCCUUCCUCACAAACAAAUAUUGAAACAAAUGGUCUCCUUCCGUUGCUUGGUGCUGACUAAAAACAUGCAUACACAACAGCCAUUUCGAACAAGGAGGCACGCCAAUACUAAGCAAACAAAAAGAGAGUUAUUAUUGGGUUUCUUUUAUUUGUACUUGUCCCUAUCAACCGCUUGACAACAACAAUGCAGUUGUUACUUUAAAAUACACCCUGCUAUGCACAAGAAUCCUUUCAUGUCAAUACUGAAAUGCAUUUCCAUUAGCUAGUAAAAAUGUUUUUUUUUUCAUCAUUUUUAACACUAAUGUAAAAAGAAAACAUGACCAACAUCUUGAAAUGUAAACUACUGAACUUCAUUGAAUUUGAUAUGGAUCAACUUUUGAAUAACUGCCAUUGAUUUUUUCCAUGGGAGUCCUCAGGUGAUAUGUAAUGAGAAGCCCACUCCAGUGAUGUCACUUCCUUUACUAAGAGCAUGUAAUGUGCUGAUUGGUUCCAGGUCAUAUAGUGAUUCACUGGAUGGGUUCGUGCAUCAUGGAUUUGUGUGUGUGUGUGUGUGCGCGCGCGCGUGUGUGCAUGCAUGUGUGUGUGUGUGUGUGUGCACAUGUUUAAAAGCAUAUGUUUUUAAUGCAUGUGUAUGUGCAUAAGCAAAUCGGCAGGCCUGUGAUAAAACAUUAUCUAAAAAUACUUUUUUCCAUUAUAUUGUUAAUACAUCCAUAUUAAUACAACGUUAUGUUAGGCUGCCAUUAUAAGAAGGACACAUUAAAAAUGGAUUGCAGACUUUGAUUACAUGUUAAAAACUUUGUUUAUGGAUACGGGUUACAAUGUGACACAGAUUGGAUAAUAUCUCACUGAAAAAUUUAUCAAUAAACCAUUUGAAGUUCACCGUU
Molecule: messenger RNA, 5061 nt
Organism: Anguilla rostrata (American eel)
Lineage: Eukaryota; Metazoa; Chordata; Actinopteri; Anguilliformes; Anguillidae
Gene: arsj
Product: arylsulfatase family, member J
Exons: 2
Coding region: 1478-3166 (562 amino acids)
Source: RefSeq, a predicted model, not a curated record